CUAGAUUCGUGGAUAGUCAGGUCCUGACCACGGCUGUGUCGGUCGGUACGCCCCAUCAUCGCGGUAUUACCGCACUUACUAGGUCUUCCGACAUAUCACUCCUUCUACAACUACUGCGACAUGACGUUCGCCAAACGCGUCCUCUUCUUCGUCGUCCGCGUCAUCCUCUUUUUUCCACUCGUCUUUCUCAGCGCAGCCCUCCUUUAUGCCUUUCUCCCGUCGCCCGGUCCGACCGACCUGGAAGCCGAUGCAUUGUUCUACCUUGGUCAAGAGCAAGAUCGCAGCUCAGAGUCUUUCCGUCUGACGAGGGUGUUCCAAACUUCUUCCUUCUUCUCAAAGACUGCAGAGGUCCUUCCCGUCACCGAAACAAAUAUCACAACAGAUCUUUCGGCGCUCUUUGAGCGCAGCCACCUGGUCCUCGACUUGGUAUGGAACAGCAGAGAAGCGGAGCUGAACGUGCGAAGCAUCGUCGAACCGACCGCCUUUUCUUGUCCGCCAGACUGGAGAGAGCAGAAGGCCAAUGCGUUGGCACUCGGGCCGAUUCAGUCGGUCUACGUCGGCACUGGCGACAACGACGGCAUCUCACUGCCUUGGUUCAAGACCGCGGACGCAAUCCUGCUCUGGGCACACACGAGGCCUCUUGUCUCGGAGGUGGCGGUUGCGCAAGUCCCCCUCACUACGACGUGCGAGGCAUGGACAGACGAAUCUGGCAGAGAGCUUGUCAAGCUCGCGCUUCGCCCGGCCCAGAGUAGCCCACAAGAUCGGCUGCCCCUCCUCGCGAUCAAUUAUGACGCAUCGGCCGUCCGCUCCGUCUCGUUUCCAGCGGCGGCGCUCAAGGAGCAGCCGGAUGAUGCACCCAUUGUAUCGGCUCCUUCCUACACCUACGUGCUCCGCAAGACCGCCCUCGAUGUCCUCGCCUCCAUCCUUGUCGAUGCUGGCUCAGCACCACACUCAACCCUCUACAACAGGAUCGUCGACGGGAUCGGGUUCCUUUUCCGGAACGGCUUCCUGUUCCUCCAACUGAUCCUCUUCCUGGCCGUCGUGGUCUUUGCCCGCAACCGCAAGCUACAGGAAGAGGCGCUGGCGGAACAGGCAAGACGAGCAGAGGUCCACCUCGAGCCCAGCGUGCAGGAUCGGCACCGGUCCCCAGUGGAGCCGUAUUCUGAUGCCGAGUCGGGUCGGGUGCCUUCGGAGGCCGUUUUGGUUGACGUGACGCCAGAAGGGCCCAGCGACUCCGAGCCUCCUGCACUGAUCAUCACAGUGGAGCAGCCACGCGAUGAGGCCGAACAGCAGCAGAGGAAGGAUGGCCGGGAUGGCAAGACCAGCAAGGGACCCUGAUAUGUUCUCGGUUCUGUGAUGCUCUCAAGGCCUUCUCAUUCUCCUCAUUAAUUGCGAUUCACUCUCUUGUCUGCGAUCUUUUUACUUUCAUAUUCGGUGUGGAACCUCUCGUGAUUUGAAGCUC
Messenger RNA from Acaromyces ingoldii, 1462 nucleotides. RefSeq lists its product as hypothetical. The transcript has 2 exons. The record is from RefSeq and is a predicted model, not a curated record. Lineage: Eukaryota; Fungi; Basidiomycota; Exobasidiomycetes; Exobasidiales; Cryptobasidiaceae. Bases 121 to 1338 code for a protein of 405 amino acids.